AUGGUUUUGUAUUUUUGUUGUGGAAUACGUAAAGAUCAAUACAGAUCUCCCAGAUAUUACAUCCCCUCACCAGCAGUAACAGCACAAACUACUUCACCAGAAAUAGCAGAAGAAACACCAUCAGCAACAGCAGAAGCAACUCCUCCAGCAGUAGAACUAGUUCCUAUAGCAGCAGCACCAUCUCCCACACCAGCAGUAGUAGAACCAACUCCUUUACCAGUAAUAGCAGAAACAACUCCUCCACCAGCAGCAACUAAACCAACUUCACCAACAGCAGAAACAGUACCAGCUCCUCCUCCAUCACCUUCAAGAGUAGCAGAAAAGAAUAGACCAGUCACAGUGAGUAAAGUAUCAUCUUUGUCUCAGGAUGAAGUGAUACCAAAUGAUUUGGGAAAACAUGUUCCUAUAAAACUUAUGGACAGCGGGCAGGCCGCCGCACGUUGUCAACAGAACGUGCAGGCUGCUCCACUCCCAGCCAAGCCAAGCCAAGCAGAACCCAACCCGGGCAGGCUGUGGAAAACUUGCUUGCCUGCCCAUAUUACUGCUGAGCUGCGCUACGCAGCCGUUUAG
Molecule: messenger RNA, 570 nt
Organism: Schistocerca piceifrons (Central American locust)
Lineage: Eukaryota; Metazoa; Arthropoda; Insecta; Orthoptera; Acrididae
Product: vegetative cell wall protein gp1-like
Exons: 2
Coding region: 1-570 (189 amino acids)
Source: RefSeq, a predicted model, not a curated record